AUGGAGGUGGAAGUAGUGGUGUUGGAGGGUGGUGGUCGUAGUGGCAGCGAUAGUAGUGGUGGCGACGGUAGGGGUGGUGGCGGCGCACGUGACAAUGUGAAGAGUGGUGGAGGCAGUGGUGGCGGUAGUGGCGCGAGUGGAGGAUGCAUAUGGAGAUGGUGGUGGUGGAGAUUGGUGGUGGUGGUGGAGGCGACAGAGAUGAUGAUAGCGGCGGUGGUGAUUUUGGUGGUGGUGGUGACAUGGGUGGAGGAUGCAUGUGGUGGCGGAGACGGUGGCAGUGGUGAUGAUGGUGGUGGCGGCGAUGGCGGCGGUGGUUGUGGUGGGGGUGGCGGUGGGUGGUGA
Messenger RNA from Lotus japonicus, 342 nucleotides. RefSeq names its product glycine-rich protein DOT1-like. The record is from RefSeq and is a predicted model, not a curated record. NCBI's taxonomy places the organism in Eukaryota, Viridiplantae, Streptophyta, Magnoliopsida, Fabales, Fabaceae. The transcript has a single exon. Bases 1 to 342 code for a protein of 113 amino acids.